Messenger RNA from Nothobranchius furzeri (turquoise killifish), 5438 nucleotides. NCBI's taxonomy places the organism in Eukaryota, Metazoa, Chordata, Actinopteri, Cyprinodontiformes, Nothobranchiidae. The record is from RefSeq and is a predicted model, not a curated record.
UUAAAUCUGACAGAUAUCACCACACUGAACUUCCUAAAGGCCUUUCUGAACAGUGCUGGCUUAUAUCUUUCUGUGAGUCCCACAGUGAAUGUGACACAAAUUGAUCUCACCACAGUUUGCUCUCCAUUCAACGGCAAUUACCAGUGCAGAUGUGAGGACCAGUAUCAUUGGACAUAUGACCAAUGUCGAAUGUACGGAUCGUGCGACAGUAUUACUUAUGACACAUGUGGAUGCAUCAAUGCCAUUCCUCCUGAUGGACAGUUCUGCCGGUCUGUGGCUGACGACAGUAAGUUCAUUUGUAGAAAUACUGAAGUGUGAUACUGUGAAAAUACUUGCCAUAAAUUAUUUUUAAUGAAACUAACCAGUGAAGACAGCAGAUUUUGGUUCUGUAACCAAAGGUUCUGUAAUUUUCAAAGUGGAAGUUAAAGCUGCUUUACUGAAUCUGUAAAACAAGCUAGUGUUUUAAACACAGACACUGAACGUCCACCCCUCCUGUUAGCUAUGUGAGUGUGCGUGCGUGCCUGCACGCUCCACACAACUUAACUGUUCCAUCGGUCAUUCACAACAAUGUCAUUUGCUAUGUUUUCUGUCUUUUCAUUUUGGGGUGCUCAUUUUUUCCACCGAGCUUGACUCGGUUCCUGAGCUCCGUGCUCUCUUUUGUGUUUGGGUCACGCUGAGAAUGGUUGAAAGGUUGCUGAUGCACUCCUCCAAGCCUCCUUUGCCACCUGUCCUCAUGGCGCCACAGUCACUAAGGGGGGCAUGAUCACGCAAGCUCAUGACUCUCCCUCUGCCGGACACAAAGGUGUCAAGGCCACGUUCGGUGCCCUGAACCAGGUUGCUUACUGGCCGGGGAUGCGUCGCAACGUCUCAGAUCACGUCCAGCGUUGUUUGGUUUGUUGUCAGUUUCAGCCAUCCAACCCCACACACAGAGCUCCCCUACAUAAAAAGGGACCGUCCACACUGUGGUUGGACUUGCAAUUCGAUUGGGUGGGGCCUCUGACCAGGUCCAGCAGGGGUAAAAAAUACAUCUUGACCGUGACCUGUGACCAUGUGGGUUGAAUGUCUACCAGCACCUAAUGACAUGGCACAAACAACAGCUAUUCUCUUGAUGAAUCACAUCUUCGCCCGGUUCGGUCUUCCCACUCGGGUUGACUCGGACAGGGGUACUCACUUCACCUCUGAAGUGAUGGCACAUCUUUGGAAACUGUUGGGUGUGAAGGCCAAUUUCCACAUUAGCCAUCGCCCCCAGUCUUCUGGCCAGGUCGAAAGGAUGAACCGGACGGUUGUCAGCAUGUUGAGGAAGUACAUGUCCUCUAAUCACCAAGACUGGGAUGUGAAGCUUCCGUUGGUCCUCGUGGCCAUAUGGGCCACCCCUCAUGAGUCUACUGGUGUCUCCUCGUUUGAAAUGAUGAUGGGUAGACAAAUGACCCUGCCACUUCACCUGCUGUACCAGCCAGUUCAGUCCGAGGCCGACCAGGCUUACACGAGCAAACAAUAUUUGCAGGACCUGAAGAACCAUCUGCCUGCAGCAUUCUCGUUUGCACAGACAAAUCUGGAGAAAUCUGCUGAGGGCAGGAAGGCUUAUUAUGAUCAGAAGGCCUCACAUUCUGAACUCAACGUAGGUGAUGAGGCCUGGUUCUAGAUUUUCGCUCCUAAAACUGGUAACACCAAGAACACCUCUGGGAAGCUGGCCAAAAAACUUUUGCCAAAGUGGUCAGGCCCAUACCUGAUAACUGAUAAGCUCUCUCCAGUCAUGUAUCAGAUCAAGAUUACCCAAACAAACAAGGAGCCCGUCUACAAAUGGGUCCACAGGGACCAAAUCAAACCGCACAAGGGUUCCACUAAUUUGGUCAAUGCGACCACCAACAACUUACCGACUUCGAAAGGGGGGUGAUUUUGCACCUCGUUGGUUCAAUGGUUCUCUAUCUAGAGUUACACAAGUUUGUCUACAUUUGUGUGUGUGCAUGGUUGUCUUUCCUAUUUAUACAUGACGUGCAGACUUGGGUGAUUUGAGAUGAACAUGCUGUGGGUUCCUAAAGUCAGGUAAUCAGUUAGUUAACAGUAGAUGGGUUUAGUCCACAUAUUACUGUUAUCCCCAAAAAAAAUUUUUAUUAUUAUUUUCACUAAUCUUAAUUCCUUGUGGGUACAUUCACAUGUAGGUUGAUUACUAACUUGACUGAUUUACAUUUUUAGUGCUCUUUGACACUCAUAACUAUCUUUUUGUAGAAUUUUACUACAGUGAUUACGUUUUUGAAACUUUAUGAUUAUCUUUGUUAAUUUACCAUUAUGGGCUACAACCAUUUUUGCCCUUCAUUUUGAUAAAAUUUUUGCUUGUUAAAGUGAUUCCAUUUCUUUCCCAUACACGCAGUAUAGGGUUUUAUUAAUUUUAUUCUUUUUGCAACACUUUUUCCAGUACACGUAGUGUAGUGCAUCCAUUUCUUCACUUAAAGGCUAUUGACAUAAUUGCUACACAUAGUACAUGCAGGUACUCACAGUGCUAGGUUUUUUUUUCUUUAUUGAUUUACAUUAGACACCAUUUUGUUGUGUCUACAUUGAAGUACCCUGUGUUGUGCUCUCUCUCCUCUUCUGAGUUUCACUGAUGAUACUCGAUUGCUGGGGUGGACCUAUGACUCGUCAUCGGAUUCUGCUCCUCCUGAUUGGUGUUCCGGCUUGUAGGCCCUGGACGUCCGUGGAUUCCGGCAUGGCUGCUGGGAUACUUCGCUCGUUGGAACCUGACCUACCUGCUGCUCUUUCCUGCACUGGAUCACGAUAAGUGCAAUUACAAAGAUCAAUAUACUAUUUUGGGAGUAUUCCCUACCCGUGGAUUAUAAAGUUUUGCUCCUGCUUCAAAUUAUUACUUCCACGGGGAUAUCUUGAUAAUCUGCUGACUUGUGUGCUUCCCAAGGGAGUAUGCAAGACUGUUCUUCGGAGUGGGGUUUGUACCUCACCACUUUUGGCCUCUUUCUGGGGAACUGCACCUUCCCCUAUCAUCGGAGUCCCUUUAGGACUCUAGUUUAUUUAACGCCAGGCGGUCUCUGUACAGACCACCAUACCAUUGAAAGGGGGGGAUAUGUAACGGAAUGAAAUGAAUGAAAUGGUUUUCCACCUAAAAGUCAUUUCUCCCCUCUCCUCAGCAAGAACUAAUCUGCAUGAGAUAUUGUUUAAGAUCUCAUGCAUCUGCUUCUAAACUGUUUCCUUUCCAGCCCAAGAGAAGAAUGAAGAAAAAGGACUUUUUAAUAAAUCAAAGAUCUCUAUUUUUAAUAAGCUAAUCAAACAAAGUGUUAGUCAAUAAUAAAAAUGUGAACCUAUUUGUGAAAUGAAAAUAUUAAUUACUUGAUAUUAUAAUCCUACAGAACAUAAGUAAUAUAACUUUAAAUGUUUCUACUAGAGACUGGAUUACACAAAAGUUUGACACAUGACACAUUGCUUUUACUGAUCCAAUCAGAAUCUUCCAGAUCUGAUGGAGGCGUGGUUUUGGCGGUGCUUGGUAAAUCUGUCUUCUUUUGAUUCGACUGUAAAUCAAAACAUCCAAAUUAUAAAACUAUACCCACAUCAUCUUAAACUCCAGUUCAAAGCUUUCUAGAGAAGUUGGAGUGGUCAGUCCGUAACUUUCCUCUUCAGCCGAAAGAACCAAUGACAAGCUGGAUAAAAUCUGUUGCUGUUCCACCUGCUGCAACGGUUCCUUUCAGAAUAAUGUUUUAACAAAAAAGCCCUUGACUGCUUUCAAUUGGUCCAAAACUCUGCAGUGAAGCUUCUAACUGGAGCAAACAGAAGCACUCACAUCACUCUUAUUCUGAUGUCUCUGCACCGAUUACCCAUUACCUCUAUAGUUCGUUUUACAAUACUGGCUAUAACUUUCAAUGCUGUACAUGGUCAAGUUCCUCCCUAUAUUACUGAAUUGUUAAAGUCUUAUGCUCCAACCUGAUCCCUCAGGUCCACCCACCAGAAUCUUCUAAAAGUUCCAAAGACCAGAUAUAAAAGUCGAAGUGAUCGCUCCUUCCAGACUGUUGCACCCCAACUCUCGAAUACCCCUGAGACCAGUAAAACUAAUGCUGGGGACACACCGGCCGCCGAAGCGCCGCGAAAUUGGGACUGCCUUCAUUCGGCGCCCUUGUUAUCCUAUUCUAUAGACCACAUGGGCCGCCGAAGCGCUCCAGCCCGCGCUGUGCAGCGAUCGUUUCGGCGUCUGCUCUAUUUUUUUCGUGAACCGCGUCAAUUCUGGCAGGAAGUCAAACCUAGACAUAAGAGGCAGGCCGGUGAAUUUAACAAAAUAAAGCAUUUUAAAAUACAAUUCCGUGAUAGUCAGAUGUGUUCGUAAACAGACACUGCAUAAAAACCACACACACACACACAGCGAGCUUGUGUGUGUGUGGCCACGUGAAGGGGGUGUGGUUUUGGGUGUCUUUCAACCGGAGCAAACAGAACAGAGAGGCAGAAAGUCGUAGGCCAGCUAUUAACAACUGGUUCACACCAUAGGUUCACACACAAGUGGACAAACACACACACAAACAGCAAGGGGGAGGGUGGUGUCGAGGAAAAGAGCAGAGAAAAGGUGGAGAGGAAAUGGAGGACACCAAGUGGUUAAAAGAAAAACUACGAGGCGCGCCUCGACCGGAGCGGAGAAACAGGCAUCUGGUCUGAACUGAAGAGCAGCGAGCAGCGGCCGAAUUUCGUGAGCGCUUUGCCUCCCGGCGCUUCGGCUGCCGGUGUGUCCCCGGCCUAAGGCUGAAAGGAAAACGUUAUCUCUGGCCUGCUCCGAAACAAUAACUGUUACCUGAAUCUGACUCCCUCAUCAGCCUUGGCUGAAGAACACAAAACUCCCUGUGGAGUGAAAAUAGAUGCUCACUGGUCAGCCUUUUAAUCUACUCAAAGUACUGAAUUUCUGUUUGUUUUCUACUAAUAGUCAUCUAUGUUUUCUGUAGUUCAUUGUACCAGUUUUACUGCUUUAGUUUUGGUAUGCCUCAAUACUGCUAGUUUUAGUAAUUCCCUGAUUAGUUAGCUGUCAACAACGCAUUUCUGUAGUUCAUUGUACCAAUUAUUACUGCCUUAGUUUUAGUCUCCUGACACCUUUAGCCUAAUCUUUGUUUUCAAUUGCUUAGUAGAACAUGGCUGACCAAAUUUAUUUCUCUUCUCAAUGUUUUAUUGAUAUUAUGUUAAUUUUCUAGUUUUAGUGUUCAGUGUUUUGUAUGUAAUUCCAUUGUUUAUUUUUGUGUUUGUUUGUCUCGUAUGUUCUUACUGCUGUAAAGCACAUUGAAUUGCCUUUGUGUAGAAAAUGUGCCAUAUAAAUAAAGCUGUCUUGUCUUGGUUAAUUUGGCUGAAGACGGCUCAUCCAAAGGCAGACUUAAAGGACUGAACCAAAAUGAAAUAGAGCAAGGAAAAAAAAGGCUGGGUCUUUACAGAUAAACUAAAUUGUGUAAUCAACUAAACAUCACAAAUAU